UAAAAAGCCAGCAAUCAAUACAAUCGCCGGAACAGCAAAACGAAUUACUCGUACAAAUUAUAACAAGUCUCUUAAAAAUGUGGCCCCUAAUUUUGUUGUUUCUCACUUUUCACGGAAUUAAAUGUGAGCCGGAAACCGUUAGAGACAAUGCCGAUUACUUUAGUUACGGUAAUGAAGAUGUUUUAAAAAAUCUGGACCUACACGCGCCAAAAGAUGAAAUUGUGUUAAGACCGCAAGAAGUUCAAGACUGGCCACAACAGUCUCUGAAUGUGGGACAAAUAACUGCUGUCUCAAUAAAUUCUUUGGGACAGCCCGUAAUCUUCCACCGAGCCGAAAGAGUGUGGGAUGAAAGUACUUUCAAUGAAUCGAAUGUGUAUCAGAAUCUCGAUAAAGGUCCCAUUAUUGAAGAUACCAUAUUGGUACUCGACCCUCAUACGGGUUCUGUGCUUCAUAGUUGGGGGGCAUAUGCCUUUUAUAUGCCCCAUGGUUUAACUGUGGACCAUCAUGACAACGUGUGGGUAACUGACGUGGCUAAACAUCAAGUUUUCAAGUAUACACCGAACAAUCACAAAUAUCCAAGCCUUACCAUCGGAGAGGCCUUUACUGCUGGUUACCCUUAUAGACGUAGGGUACUGUUAUGUAUGCCGACGUCAGUAGCUGUCGCUACAACGGGUGAAAUUUUUGUUGCCGAUGGGUAUUGCAACAAUCAGAUUUUAAAAUUCAAUGCCGCUGGAACUUUAUUAUUCGCCAUACCCUCAUUCUCCGACACCCUGACCUUAAACCUGCCACACAGUGUCACCUUGUUGGAAAGCUUGGAUGUAGUUUGCGUGGCUGACAGAGAGAAUAUGAGAAUUGUAUGCCCCAAAGCUGGGUUGAAGAGCUAUGUGAAUAUGUUUGAAGCGGCGACUGUAAUUGAAGAUCCCACUCUAGGUCGUGUUUUUGCCGUGGCUUCCCAUAAUGAUAUGAUUUAUGCUGUUAAUGGUCCGACCUCUCAAAACAUCGCUGUACGGGGUUUUACUGUAAAUGCCGUAUAUGGAAAUAUAUUGGACACUUGGGAACCAAGCGCUGGUUUUACUAAUCCUCAUUCUCUGGCGGUUACAAGAAACGGCUCCCAUCUUUACGUAACGGAAAUUGGACCUAAUAAAAUCUGGAAAUUCGAAUUAACUGAUGUCUUUGACAAGAAAUAAAAAGUAUUUUAUGCGAAUGCUUUAUAGACAAUGCUUCUGCGGAUAUGAUUCGCAAUUAGACUAUAAUUCAAAUAAAAUAUUGUAUCGAUAUAACUAUAUACGUAAUCCACCACGAAAUAAUUAUUCGAGUAAUAUAAUAAUGCUAUUUGAAUUAGUGAAUGAGUUACACUUUCAUAUGGAUGGGAGGUGUGUAACAGUUUUGUUUCCAUUAAAUCAUUUGAGCCUAUAGUAGCCUUAGGUACCUAGUACCUACGUUUAAGCAACUAAUCUUUUCGUCGUAGAAAUCUAGAAAGUAUUUAGAUUGCGACAAUAACAUUAACUUGUAGGUAUAUUAACAAUAACACAGACUCCCUUCCUGUAGUUUGAAUUUUUAUAAUUAUAAAUUACGUCUCUUAACAGUUUAUAUACAAUUUAAAUGUUUACAUAUAUUAUUGCGGUACAUAAAAGCAAUAAUAAAGUAAUCGAAAUAUUCAAAUAAUUGUAAAAAAACUAAAAUCGUUUCUGUUCUCUAUUAUAAAUAUAUGAAAUUAUGUUUGAACGUUUAAUUAUCAGCACUCGUUAUUUUUAAUCUGUAUAAAAUAUGCUUGGUAGUUUUCCAAUAACAGCACCAGAGCGCAUUAUGCGGCAUAAUGUUUAACGUUGAAUGUCUCAACUACAGCAACGUUUCGCACAAUCUAGCACUCUCAAAAGUACUGCUUUCGCAUGAUGCGUGCAAUCGAUACCAACCUCAGUGACAGAAAAUUAACAGGUGUUUUUUCUUUAAGUUGGCAUUGAUCGAAAUUUUAUUUAUGUUAUCGUUAUGCAGUAAUCAGUAUUUUUAAUUGUUGAGCGCUUUCGUCUUGUCGUAGUUUUUUCGAAAUACUCAAAAAGUUAAUCCUGUUAAAAAGUAAAUGUAAGAGUGGAUGAAGGUAUAAACAUUAACUAUUUUUUAUAUUCUCUACAUAAAAUGUGAAUACAUUUUCAUAUUAAUAUUUAAUACUAAAAAUAAAUUUUUAUUACAGACCAAUACUUUUGUAUGACCAUUUUUAUUUUCAACACUGAACUUAGCGCGCUCUGCUGGUGCAUUAGAAAACUAAUUCACGUUCCGAUUAAGCAUUAGCACACUUCGGCAUUGUGCGCCACUGAGUCGCAUUAUGCUCUGUAAUUGGAAAACUACCCUUGUUUUUAACAAAUUCUAAAAAUGUAACAAUUUUUGCUAGAGGCUAAGUCAUGUGUAUUUGCGACGUAAUAUUUAUUAACAUUUCACACUUAACAUAGAAAAAUCAUACAAAAUAUAAAUAAUUACAUAUGUUUUUAAUGUUAUACCUUGUAAGGCCGAUAAAACACGCACAUAACUAUGUAGUCAACUGUCAAACGCAUGAUGGCAAUGAUUGUAGCAGGUAAUUGAUUUAUAAUAGCACGUUAUAAUAAAAAUAUUUACGUAUGGACUAAAGAUCAUUGUAUUCCGAUUCGUGUUAUAAUUUGAAGUAGUACUACAGAUUGCAGACCAAUGAAAGUGAAGAAGUUGUUUUUUGAGGUUAUGUUUCAAUUAUAUUGGGAAGAAUUGUGUCGUAAUUUAAUUGGACUUGAGAUGAAACAAUUUUAUUUUUGUUAUCAAUUAAAUUUUAUGAUAAACUAUGCUUGAAUAAAAAUAUAAGGACCAAUGCUAUGUAUUUGUAUUUAAGAUUGUUCCGAGUUAGUUGUACUGAGGCGGUUGUAGCUUCUAGAAAGUUGGUAGAAAAAUAAAAAUAUAUAUAAACUUCAAA
Messenger RNA from Danaus plexippus (monarch butterfly), 2932 nucleotides. Its product is annotated as peptidyl-alpha-hydroxyglycine alpha-amidating lyase 2-like. Gene Ontology annotation, molecular function: catalytic activity; protein binding. Gene Ontology annotation, cellular component: membrane; extracellular region. NCBI's taxonomy places the organism in Eukaryota, Metazoa, Arthropoda, Insecta, Lepidoptera, Nymphalidae. The record is from RefSeq and is a predicted model, not a curated record. Gene Ontology annotation, biological process: peptide metabolic process.